GUUUCUGAUAAACAUUAUUUUAUAUUGCUUGAAAUAAAACUGAAAUAAACCUUGCGUCAUUACCAAAUAUGUUAUUACUCGUUCAUGUCAACUGGUCGGAUUUAUUUUAGUAUUGACACAGAGUGAAAUGAUAAAUUAUCGCUUUGUAUUACCUGGUAUUUAAUUACAAAACGCACAAAUUUAAGUAUACAACUGAACACGUCCCUGCUUGAGUUGCGUGACGUCAAUAAUCAUUGGAAUGGCCGCAAGUCAGCCAAAGGCUAAUCGAAAGAACAUGGGGGCAAAUGGCUGCCAUAAUAAUGCGUAGGUGCCGUGCGACAAGUGUUGAAAACGUGAAAAAAGACGUGUAAAAUGUUGUUGAAGGGCAUCAAGGCCGACAGGAAGAAUCGGAGGUGUAAUGGAAAAAACACUAAAGCCACGGCCGGAAAUAGCGCAGGUGGCGCAUCAUCAACGGUAACAAGGAGUUCAGUGACCUCAAACAAUCGUACACAUUCGAACCGGAGGAUAAGCCACCAACGUCAUCAGCCUAAUCAGUUGCAGUCUGCAACUUCAUUGGCAUCUUUCAGCGGCAUCAUUGGAAGAAAUUCGGAUGAUCUGGGAACAAGGAGUAAUUCCAGUCAAGACGUUUGUGAUAAUUCAAACGAUUCUGGUCUCGGUUUUGAGGAAAGGCAGCAACUUCUUAAUAAAGCUACUGUCUGGAACGGUGUCGGGGAGGAGGAUUCAAAGAGGAGGAAAAUGGACAUUAAAUUGGAGUCUGAAGAUGCUAACUUUGCAUUUCCUGAAGUAGCCCAGAGUUCGACUCCUGAGAGCAAGAUUUCCGUCAGGAACAGUGCAAACAGCAUCGGAACCUCAAUCUCACGUACGGGUAAUGGAGCUGGCACCAUCGGCAGAAUUGUGGGGAUCACCAGACCACGUCCAGCCAUGGGUGUUCUCACCAAAAGGGCUCCCAUCACCCAUCAAGGUCCGGUUACCCUCAGUUCUCAACUUAGUAGUAUAUCCAGAGAUGGGAAGACACAACUUCAAAUAAUCUGCCAACCAGAGCAACAACACAGAGCGCGGUACCAGACUGAAGGAUCUCGUGGAGCAGUGAAGGAUCGGACCGGAAAUGGAUUCCCGAUCGUUCGCCUGGUAGGCUACGACAAACCCGCCACUCUUCAGGUAUUCAUCGGCACCGACCUAGGUCGUGUUGCCCCGCACAUGUUUUACCAGGCAUGUCGCGUGAGUGGGAAAAACUCGACACCCUGCGUUGAAAGGAAGGUUGAUGGUACGAUAGUGAUAGAAGUAGACAUGGACCCUACAAAAGAUAUGCUCGUUACAUGCGACUGCGUUGGCAUACUCAAAGAAAGAAACGUCGACGUAGAGCACAGGUUUCCGCAAGAGGCUGGUGUUCUUCAAGGACGCAGUAAAAAGAAGUCCACUCGUUGUCGUAUGGUUUUCCGUACGAUUAUCACUCAUCCCGAUGGAAGUACGGAGACCUUACAAGUCUGUUCUCAGCCCAUAGUCUGCACACAACCACCAGGUAUCCCUGAGAUCUGCAAAAAGUCUCUCACAUCUUGUCCGACGACAGGAGGUUUGGAGCUUUUCAUCCUCGGUAAAAAUUUCCUUAAAGACACACGCAUAGUCUUUCAGUUGGACAACGAAGACCCCUCGAGCAGCAUGGAGCCCCAUUGGGAGUGCGCAGUACUUCCCGACAAGGAGUUUCUUCAACAGACUCAUCUGGUAUGCGUAGUUCCCGCAUAUAGACGUCAGGAUCUAGAGCCGACGGAGACUAUCAGUGUAAAACUAUUUGCUGUGUCUUCUGGAAAGACGAGCGAACCACACACCUUUCUAUACACCUCAGUUUCAACUCCUCCCGAACCUUCAGUGGGAAAAGUCGAAAUAUCAAGUCCACCGCUUACACAGCCCAACGACACAGGCUUGUUAAGCUCUUCCACGCCUGCUAAUCUCGCAUCCAGUGUCCCCACAAACACUCUAAUGUCGCAAGCUGCCGCAGGAUCUUCCGGUUUUUUAACAGCGAUUCAACAGCCAUCACAGCAGCAGCAGCAGCAAUCGCCACAGCAGUCGCAAUCGGAAAUUCUAAAAAGUGACCCCAGUCCUCCACCCGCUACGCCACAAGUAACACCGGUGAUGCUGUGGGCCUCGCCGGGGUCGAACUGUCAGAAUUCCGCUGCGGAUGUGAUGAUGCCACCACCAUUAGUUGCGAAUCAGCUGAUAAGCCGGAGGUCCUCUUCGAACCUGCAAAUGAUCCUUCCGGACAACUUGAAGACCGAGGUACUGGAUGAGAACAGUGAGAGUAGCAUACUAAGCGACAACAGCAUAGUUGGUGUUUCUACACCAAUACAUAAUGGGGCUGCAGGAACAAGCCCUCUUCAGCAAAUCGCCAAUGAAAAUUCUCGAGAUGCUACUCAGUCUGGGUUGGUUAGAAACGUUCCUGUCCCGAAUACUGGCUCUCCGGUUCAGGAUGGCUUGUUGGGUGUGGUUGAUCUCAUUAGAAACCAGCAUCCUCUCUCUCUUCCACCUCAGCAUCAAACACCCUUCUCAGGGUUACAUGAGUCUUCUCAGGUAAAAGUGCUUAGUCCGCAUCAUAUAAGUAAGGACUCUAGUCCAAGCCUCCAAAACGAAGGUAGUUCAAACGGAAACAAUCAAGGUGCAGGAGUUGUGGAUCUUCGAAUGAAACAACACCAAUCUGAAUACAACGCUCUAGGUAAUUUCACUCCCGUCGGUCAACCUCUUCCCACACAAAGUGGUCGCAGUGUCGAAAAUUACCUUAAUCAAAUUGAGGCAUUGCCCUUGGUACCGGCACCUAAGGAACCAGAACCACAAGAUAGUAACUUUGUGGGUGCGAUACAACAACGUGCCUCUAUUAUUGCAACUGGUCGGCAGCAACUGCAACAACAAUCUUCUAAUAUCCUUGCGGCAGCAGCCCCAACUGCCACAUCAGACUCUCUCGUUACUCCAAAUGGAGAGCCACACCAGAUCGUUUCGCCCCUACGGUCGCUUAAUACGAGUCCACCCACUAUAAUGGGACACGUCCCUACGGUUGUUGAACACGAUACGUUAUCAAGUCCACAGCAAGGUAACAGACCUAGUCCACCAGUGCCAGUGAAGACGAUGCUUUUGGAGGCUCUGCUUCCGAAUCAACAGCCUCUCACGAUCUCUCCGAGCAACACUAAUUCAGCCACUACGAAUGUAGUUCCUGAACAGACUCCUCAAGAUAAUUUACUUACAACGAUUAACGCCGCCUUAUUACCAUCGAUACAGGAGGCACCGAUCGUCACUGCCCCUAGUGCAGUUAACGGCACAGUCAGCGUUACUUCUCACAAUCCACUCCAGGUCACUAGCGAAGUGAUGCCUCGAGCUCCUGAGCAUAUACAGCUCCAAACCCUAUCUCAACAAAACGUGGUCACCAUGCAGCAACAGGUUCAACAGGUCGAGCAGGUUGUUGCUCAAGCUCAGCAACAGGUGGAGCAAGUGGUUGCACAAGCGCAGCAACAGGCGGUGCAGGCAGUACAACAAGCACAGCAGCAAGUCGUGCAACAAGUCGUUCAACAUGCUCAAGUUGUUCAGCAAGCUGUGCAACAGGUGCAAGCCGUGCAACAAGUCCAGGCAGUUCCAGCUGUUCAGCAGGCUUUUCAACAAGCUACACAAGAAGUUGUUCAGCAAGCCGUUCAGCAAGCCACUCACGAGGUCGUGCAACAAGUGCAAGCUGUUCAACAGGCUGUUCAGCAAGCGCAAGCAGCCCAAGCUAUGCAGCAAGCCGUUCAACAAGACAUUGGUUCAAUGUUGAAUCAACCUGCUGGCUUUGUAGCCGAAGCCAGUUCUGCAUUGGCCAGUGGCGCCGCACAGGAGCCUUGUCAACAGAGACUGACAACGGCUGCUGAACAAGCAAUUAACAAUGUCAUCACCAACGCCACUCAGGACAUCAUCAAUAACAGACCCAUAACCACCACCACCGCACACGCCAUCAUCGCAACCAAGAACAUACUCAACAGUGUUGCGACGCAAAGCGCUCAGCUUAUGAACACUGCGAUGGAAGGAAUUCUUCCCAAAUCCCCCUCAGGUCAGGGCAAUAUUGUUGAUCAAGUUAGGAACAAGUCUCCUUCUAGAACGGCGAUUCCAGUAUCUGCUAAUAGGCAGAAUAUCAAUACUAACAUUCAGAAUGCCGCUGCUGCAACGAACAAUCCGAAUAACGGGAGGAAAUCUGAGGAUACGGAAGGAAUGCUGCCACAGGAAUUUACUUCAAUGUCAGACAGUGAACUCUUGCACUAUAUAAACCCAAAUUGUUUCGAACAUAACGAAGGAUUUCUUAUGUAGGGAUACGUCGAGCUAUACCGUGAAUUGAAACCUUACAUUGUAAAAUCAACUUCUUGAUCUUUGCUUUCCAAAUCAGUACUAUUAAAAUGAGCAAAGACGGAAUAUUUAAGAUUGGCAAGAGAAUAUUUUUACGUACGGUGAAAAUUCAAAAUAAAUAUGGAGAAUAUUUUACAGUUUAAGGAGUAUAAUUCCUUGAACUAAGUUUGUGAAUUGUAUGGCCUCUGACUCUAUCAAUCUAGUUGUAUAUUAAGAUUGAUCGUUUAAAACUAAUUAUCGACUCAGUUUGAGCCCCGAGAUAGUGAAGAAGAAAACCGUAGAGAUGGAGGAGAAAAAAUGGUUUGAACGAAAGACUUAAUCUUCUUUGCUAUUCCAUGGCUUGAAUGUAUUUGUUCUAUGUUACAUUUCUCGACGACAAGAGGAUUUACAGCCCAGGUCAAUUUUGAGAAGAUUCCGGCGAGCUUCCUCUCUGACUGUCGGUGAAAAAUUAUUAUUCUAUUGAUAAGAAGGACGGGCGCAGGAGAGCGCGACAGUUAGAUAUCCUUGUACUUUUUUUUUGUCAGAAUGAAACGAUAACUAUUUAUCUUUCUUCGUACCAGAGCAACGAGGUGCCUUUCCAAGCGAAAAGUAUUUUCGCGAGGGAUAUUCUGUUCUUGAGUGAAAGAAACUAUUAAUAUAACUUAACGAUAGAUAUCCUACUGACCCCACUCAAUGAUGAACUUUAUACAGAGGAGCUGAAUUGAGUGUAGCCGAUUUAUGAUAACCGCAUCUUGAUGAAAAUGAUGAGGAAGUAAUUCUAUGAAUUGUUGAACACUUCUUUGACUUGAUUUCAUUACGUAUAAUGGAUCAUCUUUGUUGUUUAGUUUCGUUUGGUAUUUUUUCCGCAAACGAAAAAGGCGGAAUUUUCACGGGUUUAGCCGUAGCAUUGUGCCUUUUUCAUUCGCGCACGUUAAUUACAUUGUUUAAUUAUUGAUUAAUUUGUUAUUAAUUAGCACUAAGCUAGUUUUGUGAUUAUGUUGAUGCUAUCAACAAUUAGUGAAAAAAUAUAACAGAGAUUAUAUUGUAUGUCAUUGUGAAGAGUGGAUAAUGAAAUUGUAUAUGAAAA
Molecule: messenger RNA, 5416 nt
Organism: Belonocnema kinseyi
Lineage: Eukaryota; Metazoa; Arthropoda; Insecta; Hymenoptera; Cynipidae
Gene: NFAT
Product: nuclear factor of activated T-cells 5
Exons: 8
Coding region: 352-4314 (1320 amino acids)
Biological process (GO): regulation of transcription by RNA polymerase II
Cellular component (GO): transcription regulator complex
Molecular function (GO): transcription factor binding; RNA polymerase II cis-regulatory region sequence-specific DNA binding; DNA-binding transcription factor activity, RNA polymerase II-specific
Source: RefSeq, a predicted model, not a curated record